Messenger RNA from Suillus plorans, 1772 nucleotides. Its product is annotated as MFS general substrate transporter. The record is from RefSeq and is a predicted model, not a curated record. The transcript has 9 exons. The coding region runs from base 140 to 1639 and encodes 499 amino acids. NCBI's taxonomy places the organism in Eukaryota, Fungi, Basidiomycota, Agaricomycetes, Boletales, Suillaceae.
GUCAAGCCUCCGUAUUCCCGCAGAACAUAGUUACAUAGACUCGGAGCUCCUGUGCGCCUCGAUUAGCAUUACGCCCAUAUAAUUAAAAACGCGGUUGCUUGUAAUCACACGCCGCGCGUCUCGCCUCCUUCCUUCUGCUAUGUCGGCCACUGGAGAAGAAAAGGUCCAUGGGAGUGGAUCUGAAACCUCGUCUAUCGAACAAGCCGAGAUCCACGAGCGUCCAAGAGGAUGGAGAGGUCUUUACUACCACCCAGCUACACAGGUCUGCUUGGUAGGCUUCGUGUGUUUUAUGUGCCCAGGAAUGUUUAACGCCGUCAAUGGUCUUGGCGCUGCUGGUCAAGUGGAUGCAACUACCAGCGCAAACGCAAAUUCUGCUCUCUAUGCUACCUUUGCAUUCUUCGCUUUUUUUUCUGGCUCUGUGCACAACGUGCUUGGACCUAGAAUCUGCCUAUUGCUCGGCACGUGGGGGUAUUCCUUGUACAUUGCGUCAUACCUUGUAACGAAUAUACAUCCCGGUGCACAUGACUUCAUUGUCGUCGCUGGAGCCAUCUUGGGCGUCUGUGCGGCCUUGAUAUGGACGGCGGAAGGAUCCUUGAUGAUGGCAUACCCGACCGAGGCUCAGAAGGGGACGUUCAUUAGUUACUUCUGGGCUAUCUUUAACCUAGGAAGUGUCGUCGGCUCCUCGGUGGCCUUCGGGUCGAAUUAUAACUCCACGGUAAAUUAUCCUUGCUAUAUGAGCUGUACGAUGUUUAACCACAGAAAUCAGGCGAACAAAGUUGGAAAUGGAACCUAUAUCGUAUUUCUGGUCCUCUCCCUUACUGGCGUUGUCUUGCCCCUCUUCCUUGCUGACCCAUACAAGAUGAUACGCACUGAUGGAACCAGAGUCGCGCCUAUCCGUUACCCUUCUUGGAAAACUGAGUUUAUCAGUCUGUUUGUGGCACUGAAAACAGACCCUUGGAUUGUCCUCUUGUUUCCUAUGUUCUUCGCCAGCAACUAUUUCUAUACCUGGCAAUUCAAUGAUUAUAAUGGCGCCCUGUUCAACAUUCGCACCCGCGGCCUGAAUAACCUUGUCUAUUGGACCGCUCAGAUAUUUGGCUCAUUCUUCAUUGGUCACUUUGUUUUGGAUUUGAGGCGGUUCCGUAGACGUGUUCGUGCAUUCAUGGGCUGGUCAAUUGUAGUGGUCCUCGUUUUUGCCGUUCAUCUAUGGUCAUAUUACUACCAAUUGACUUAUACUCGCACAUCCGACCCUCCUACAGCCGUCAAGAUGGAUAUCCACGAUCCAGGCUACCCUGCACAUGUAUGGCUCAUGAUUUUCUAUGGUCUCCUCGACUCUAUGUGGCAGACAACUGCCUACUGGCUGAUGGGCGCUAUGUCCAAUGACCCUGCAAAGCUCGCCGUGUUCACCGGCUUUUACAAGUGCUUCCAGUCUGCUGGAUCUGCUGUUGUCUGGCGCCUCGACGCUCUGCAAAAACCGUAUAUGGACAUUUUCAUCUCAACUUGGGUCUUAGCGGCUGCCGGCAUGAUAUGUGCCUUCCCCUUGGUCUACGUUCGCGUAAAAGAUUACACGGAGAUGGACGAUGAGGCUCUAUUGGCCCGCCCAAACGUCGAGAGACUUCCUGAAGCCUCUGAGAGGAGGUAAAGCGGCAUGUGUUCGUGCAACAAGAGAGGGGUGUAUUUAUGACAGACGAACCUGUAAUGUGAAUUUUGUUGUUUUUGUAUCUUCAAGUGUCUGUAGCCGUCUUGCUAUCAGGAGGAAUCAUACUUAGGUUGUA